GAGAGAGAGAGAGAGAGAGAGAGAGAGAGAGAGAUGCGUCAAGCUUCAAAAAAGCUAAGGUAAUGUUAUGUGAUGUGCUUUUGAAAGGAAUAGAGAGCUAUGAGAGAGCACAUAUAUACAACAACAAUUUUUAUUAAUUACACUUCAUCUUAAUCUCUUGGGAUUUGUAAGAGAAACUCUUCAAAAAUCAUCAUUCUUUUUCAUCUUUCUUUACACACAAACACACAUACACACACAUAUAUAAUACAGAGAUCAGGUAUAAUAAAUACUUAUAUAUAUAGCAUCAUCAACUCUCAUACAUAUAUGGACUCUGCUAAUCUCCAUCAGCUUCAAGAUCAAUUACAGCUUGUGGGGUCUUCUUCAUCUUCUUCUUCCUUAGACAAUAACUCUGACCCUUCUUGCUAUGGAGCUUCAUCUGCCCAUCAAUGGAGCCCAGGAGGUAUUUCUUUGAAUAGUGUGAGCUUGAGUCAUAAUUAUAACAAUGAGAUGUUAAACACAAGAGCUCACAACAACAACAACAACAACAACACAAGUGAAUGUAUGAGUCUCUCCAGCAUCCACAAUCACUCCUUGAUCCAACAACAAGACUUUCCUUUACAAUGGCCUCAUGACCAAUCUUCAUAUCAACAUCAUGAAGGACUUCUCAAGAUCAAAGAAGAGCUUUCCUCAUCAACUAUCUCAGACCAUCAAGAAGGCAUAUCCAAGUUCACAGACAUGUUAAAUAGUCCAGUGAUAACAAACUAUUUGAAGAUCAAUGAACAUAAGGACUACACUGAGAAGCUUCUUCUCAAGAGUAUGUCUUCUGGAUUCCCGAUCAAUGGAGACUAUGGUAGCAGCCUUCCCUCUUCUUCUUCUUCCUCUUCACCUUCGUCUCAGUCGCAUAGAGGCAACUUCAGUCAGAUUUACCCAAGCGUAAACAUAUCGAGUUUGAGCGAAUCUCGGAAGAUGAGCAUGGACGACAUGAGUAACAUCUCAAGACCAUUUGAUAUAAACAUGCAGGUUUUUGAUGGAAGAUUGUUUGAAGGAAAUGUAUUAGUUCCUCCUUUUAACGCUCAAGAGAUUAGUAGUCUUGGGAUGAGCAGAGGAAGCCUUCCUUCUUUUGGCCUCCCUUUUCAUCAUCAUCUGCAGCAAACACUUCCCCACCUUUCUUCUUCCCCUACUCAUCAAAUGGAAAUGUUCAGCAAUGAACCUCAAACAAGUGAAGGGAAGAGGCAUAACUUCUUGAUGGCAACAAAAGCAGGAGAAAAUGCUUCCAAGAAACCGCGCGUGGAAUCACGCUCCUCUUGCCCACCCUUCAAGGUGAGGAAAGAAAAGUUAGGAGACAGAAUAGCAGCUCUGCAGCAGUUGGUUUCACCCUUUGGGAAGACAGAUACAGCAUCUGUGUUAAUGGAAGCAAUUGGAUACAUCAAAUUCCUACAGAGCCAGAUCGAGACUUUAAGCGUCCCCUACAUGAGAGCAUCUAGGAACCGACCCGGAAAAGCCUCCCAGCUGGUCUCACAAUCACAAGAAGGGGAUGAGGAAGAGACGAGAGAUCUUAGAAGCCGUGGGCUAUGUCUAGUGCCGUUAUCAUGCAUGACUUAUGUUACCGGAGAUGGUGGGGAUGGAGGAGGCGGUGUUGGUACUGGUUUUUGGCCAACGCCACCUGGUUUUGGUGGCGGAACUUAGCCGUGGACUUAACAAACCGUAGGACUAUGAUGAGUACAUUUAUCGGACUUGGAGGUAGAGAAUAAGAAGAAAUGUUAAAGGUGGAGUAUUAGUUCUUUAAUCUCUUUUGGUUUUGGUUUAUUAAUUGAAAUUUUCGGUUUUGAUAGUGGAGCAAAGUUGGUCGUCCUGAUUAGAAAGAAGUGUUACAGGAUAGACCAGCUUUGAUCCAUUUAAGAUUAGUAGUGAGACUUGACGAUAUGUUUCUACUUACAUGAUGGGCUGUGGGGGCUACAUAAAAUAUCAAAUAGCUUUGGAUUAUUUUGUUAAAUCUCUUUUGUAGAUAAUGUGUCAAUAUCUUUAAUAAAUGUAUUCCUUAAAAAUAAAAAACAUAUGAAAAUAUUUCGCCAUGUAGUAAGAGGACU
Messenger RNA from Arabidopsis thaliana (thale cress), 2066 nucleotides. RefSeq names its product basic helix-loop-helix (bHLH) DNA-binding superfamily protein. Gene Ontology annotation, cellular component: nucleus. Gene Ontology annotation, biological process: regulation of DNA-templated transcription. The transcript has 7 exons. The record is from RefSeq and is marked reviewed. NCBI's taxonomy places the organism in Eukaryota, Viridiplantae, Streptophyta, Magnoliopsida, Brassicales, Brassicaceae. The coding region runs from base 304 to 1665 and encodes 453 amino acids. Gene Ontology annotation, molecular function: protein dimerization activity; DNA-binding transcription factor activity.